This is a messenger RNA of Diversispora eburnea, 1091 nucleotides long. NCBI's taxonomy places the organism in Eukaryota, Fungi, Glomeromycota, Glomeromycetes, Diversisporales, Diversisporaceae. The record is from the annotation of a GenBank genome assembly.
AUAUGAAUCCAUCAAGUAACUCGAAAAAACAAUCAUUUUUACAACUUUUAUCUAAUUCAUUAUUUUUUGAUAAAAGUAAAACAAAAUUUUCAUCAAGUACUGAAAUUAUUCACAUCAAAAAAACAAAGAAAUUCGAAAAAAUGAACGAAGAAUUACAUUCAUAUGAAAAUUUACUUGAAACAAAUUUUAAGAUUUCAAAAACCUCCAAACUUUCAAGUUCUGACAUGAUAACGCGUGAAUCAUCACAAGCUUUCAAAAAAGAAAAAUUUAAAAAUAUUUCCUUAAACUUUAUCAAAGAACGUUCAAAUUUAAAAUCUGAAUGGAAAUCUAAAUACUUGGCAUUGACAACCCAAAUGAAGGUGUUGGAGGAUGAGCUUGAAACACGAAUGAAGGAGUUGGAAGCUACCAAUGCCAAGUUAGGCGCAAAGAAAAAUGAAUUGGACCUAGGUGCACGCAACAAUGAAUUGGCUGCUCGAAUUGAAGAAUUGGAAGCUUCUAAUACCGAAUUAGACUAUCAGAAGAAAGAAAUUGAAGCUUCAUAUGCUAACAUUAAUAUACGCAACCAAGAAUUAGAGGCUCUAAAUAAAGAAAUAACUGAACAAACUAAGGAAACAGAAUCUUCAAAUGCCGAGUUAACUAUUAGGACCAAAGAAUUAGAGGUCUCUAACACCAAAAUAGAUAAUCAGAAGAAAGAAUUAGAGGCUUCUGAUUACAAGUUAGCUGAACAAAUUAAAGAAUUAGAAGCUUUUAACAUCAAGCUAACUUCACAAAUCAAGGAGUCUGAGGUUUCCAAUGUCCAGUUAAAUGCGCAAAAGAAGGGGAUUGAUGAUUUAACUGCUGAAUUAGAGGCUUCCAAUUCCCAGAAGAAGAAAACAAAGACUUCUAAUUCUGAAUUAGCGGCCUACAAGAAUGAUUUGAAAGUUUCCAAUGCUGAGAUGAACACUGAAAUUAAAGAUUCGGAUGCAAAAUUCUCCGAAAUAACAUUGAAAAAGGAUGAAUCAGAAAAUAAAUUGAUGCAGGACAUUGAAUAUCCACUCAAAUCAUCCUCACAUAUAAACAUAGAAUCACACCAUGAUCGUGAUAGGGUAUAG